Hibiscus syriacus is the source of this 982-nucleotide messenger RNA. RefSeq lists its product as uncharacterized. Gene Ontology annotation, biological process: protein deubiquitination. Lineage: Eukaryota; Viridiplantae; Streptophyta; Magnoliopsida; Malvales; Malvaceae. Gene Ontology annotation, molecular function: deubiquitinase activity. Bases 53 to 877 code for a protein of 274 amino acids. The record is from RefSeq and is a predicted model, not a curated record. The transcript is spliced from 5 exons.
GAAAGAUUCGAGACGAGAGAGAAAGAGAGGGGUUAGAGUUUUGAGGUUGAAGAUGACGGAUGUGAUAUUACAUGUAUAUGAUGUGACAAACAGUGAGUCCGAUAAAACGAAUAGCAUCAUUGUUCAAAUCAACAAGAUCUUCAAGGAUGGAAUCGGCCUCGGUGGCAUCUUCCACAGUGCCAUUCAGGUAUAUGGAGAAGAUGAAUGGUCUUUUGGCUUCUGUGAGCAAGGGUCUGGAGUUUUUAGUUGUCCAUCUGGCAGAAAUCCAAUGUAUUCAUAUCGUGAGUCCAUAGUCCUUGGAAGGACUAACUUUCCAAUAUUCAAGGUAAAACAUAUCUUGCGGGAACUCAGUAGAGAGUGGCCUGGAAGUUCAUAUGAAUUGUUAUCCAAAAACUGCAAUCACUUCUGUGACGACCUCUGCGAAAGGCUUGGUGUCCAAAAGCUUCCAGGUUGGGUUAAUCGUUUUGCCAAUACUGGUGAUAUUGCAAUAGAGAUAGCAGAAAACAUUGCUGUUCGGUUGAGACAAGCCAAGACUGAGAUAGUGUCGGCUAGCAAAGUGGUAUAUCGUUUCCUUGUGGGCGUUACCUCUGUUUCUGGUGGUGGAAAGGACUCCCCUAGCAAUUCAAAUAGAGGGGGCCCCAGAUUUAAAGCAGCUUGGUUUAAAAACAUUAUCAAUGUCUGCGAUAAACCAUCGAUCAGAUCUGAAAUUGAGACUCUAGGAAACAAUGCCCUUCAAAAGCAUCAUCCACAGAAUUCUGCGCUGACAAAGCUACAAAAUUUUCAAGAUCCAGAAAGACAACGGCAGAGUGUACAAGAUUUCAAACAACCAAUGGUCCCGUGUUCACCAGAAUCAGAACAACCUCUGCUACAGAAUUAAUGGCUGGAUAUUUGAUGGAAAUGCUUACCAGGAGCAUCCUCUAUGUUGUGGUACUACUUGGAAACUCUGCACAGCCAAUCAAAGAAGAUAUUCAUUGUGCAUGAA